Molecule: messenger RNA, 6587 nt
Organism: Numida meleagris (helmeted guineafowl)
Lineage: Eukaryota; Metazoa; Chordata; Aves; Galliformes; Numididae
Gene: SLC6A4
Product: solute carrier family 6 member 4
Exons: 14
Coding region: 962-2974 (670 amino acids)
Biological process (GO): serotonin uptake; sodium ion transmembrane transport
Cellular component (GO): neuron projection; plasma membrane
Molecular function (GO): serotonin binding; serotonin:sodium:chloride symporter activity
Source: RefSeq, a predicted model, not a curated record
UUGUGAUGAUUAACUCAUGGUAGCAAAGUACUGCUGUGGUAAUAAUCCAACAUUAAUGGUACGCUGCUUGCUAUAAGGUGAAAACAACAUUAUCUGGGUAAGCACGGAAAGUAAGUGUAAGCAACCCAGAGAUUUCUGGAAGUUACAAAAACAUCCCUGGUGAAGGUGGUCCUGCUUGCUCUGCAGCUCGGUAACUUUCCUUUCCUUUCUGCUUGCUUGCAAAGAGGCUUAGCAAACAGUCUUUGCACAAGACUGAAAGCUGGGAAAAACCUGUGUUUUAAUAGCUCUGCCAAUGAGCAAAUUCCAGCAAUGAGCAAAUAAUAUUCCCGCCCUGCUUCAGUUUUUCCAAGAGUUAAAAGUGAAAUAAUGCUUAUUCUUCCGCUCGGGAUGUUGCAAUCAUAUUUACUGUGGUGAAAAAUGCUUUGAAGAGGAAAAACGAGAUGCAAUUAUCAUCAUUUACUGUGUGGGGGCAUCACGUAGAUGGAGUAAUGCUUUGCAAGCCAUAAAACGAGGCUGAUGCCCCGGGGCGCUUGUAGCACAAAGGAUCUGUGUUGAUGUUUCAUUGACUGAGGAUUUACAGCACCUGAACAAACGAGCAGAAAACAGAACAUGACCCACAGAACCACAGUUCUUUUUUAUUCUCAAAGAACGAUUAAUUGCUUUCUUUCUUUCUUUUUUUAAUUUUGGACUGUUUUGUUUCCCCUGGAUUACUCUUCCAGCCCAUAUGAAGAGAGGAGGUAAAGCCAAGGUUGGGAUUUGCUGUAGGAGCGGCACCCACUGCCCUUCCCGGGGCUGGAACCCAAACAGAAUGGUGUUUGUGCCUUCAGUCUGAUGGAUUUAAAUAUGGAAGGGGAAUUCUGAGAGCGUUGGGAAUACGCUAGAAAUAAAAGCGUGGGAAAAUAAGCUGAGGGGACUGCGUGCUGCUGUCUGUCUGCAAGCGAGCAGGAGAAAUCUUGGAAAAAUGGAAAAAAAGGCAACAAGCAAUGAGACUCAGCCGCUGACUUCCAAGAAAGGUAUCUCAGACUGUAACGAAGGAGAAGACUGUAAAGAGAACGGACUUCUGAUCAGGAACCCUAAAUCUGCCCUACGGCUCACGGAGGAUGGGAAUAAAGUCCAUCCUAGCCAGGGAGAUAAAGAAGAGGCAGCUCAGAUCUCAAAUGGCUAUUCGGCAGUUCAGAGCUCCGUGCCUUGCAAUGGGAUGGGAGAGGUGGAGGACGCGCAGUGCACUGCCCCGGCAGCCACGACCACCACCACAACCACCACGUCCACCACGUGUGGAGCAGAGGGCCAGCAGCAGCUGAUGGAGCUGGAAGACAGAGAGACCUGGAGUAAAAAAAUUGACUUUCUGCUCUCUGUCAUUGGAUAUGCAGUGGAUCUGGGAAAUGUGUGGAGAUUUCCUUACAUAUGCUAUCAAAACGGUGGAGGAGCAUUCCUCAUUCCUUACACAAUUAUGGCCAUCUUUGGUGGUAUUCCUCUCUUCUAUAUGGAAUUAGCAUUAGGACAGUACCACAGGAACGGGUGUAUUUCAAUUUGGAGAAAAAUAUGUCCUAUAUUCAAAGGCAUUGGCUUUGCCAUCUGUGUAAUAGACCUCUAUGUAGCCUCCUACUACAACACCAUCAUGGCGUGGGUCUUCUACUACCUCGUGUCCUCCUUCACGACGGAGCUGCCAUGGACCAGCUGCAAAAACGCAUGGAACACAGGCAACUGCACUACCUACUUCAGCAAGGACAACAUCAGCUGGGCCUUGCACUCCAUCUCUCCUGCAGAAGAAUUUUAUACCCGCCAAGUUCUACAGGUGCAUAGGUCCAAUGGGCUGGAUGACCUGGGGGGCAUUAGCUGGCAAUUGACCCUCUGUUUAUUGUUAAUCUUCAUCAUUGUAUACUUCAGCAUCUGGAAAGGGGUCAAAACAUCUGGCAAGGUGGUGUGGGUGACGGCCACAUUCCCUUACGUCAUUCUUUUUAUCCUGCUAGUGAGAGGGGCAACUCUGCCCGGUGCCUGGAGAGGCGUCCUCUACUACUUGAAACCUGAAUGGCAGAAACUCCUGGCCACCGAGGUUUGGGUGGAUGCAGCAGCUCAGAUUUUUUUCUCCCUUGGCCCGGGUUUUGGGGUCCUAUUGGCUUAUGCCAGCUACAACAAAUUCCAUAACAACUGCUACCAAGACGCCCUGGUUACCAGCACCGUGAACUGCCUGACUAGCUUCGUGUCCGGCUUUGUCAUUUUCACUGUGCUGGGGUACAUGGCCGAGAUGAGGAACGAAGAUGUGUCGGAGGUUGCCAAAGACAUGGGACCCAGCCUGCUCUUCAUUACCUACGCCGAGGCCAUUGCAAACAUGCCUGCUUCAACUUUCUUUGCCAUCAUAUUUUUCCUGAUGCUACUCACGCUGGGAUUAGACAGCACGUUUGCAGGACUAGAGGGAGUGAUUACUGGAGUCCUGGAUGAAUUCCCACACGUCUGGAGCAAGCGCAGGGAAUUCUUUGUCCUCGGUCUCAUCAUCGUUUGCUUUUUGGGGUCAUUAGCAACCCUGACAUUUGGAGGCGCGUACGUGGUGAAGCUGUUUGAAGAAUAUGCCACUGGCCCAGCUGUGCUAACAGUGGUGUUCCUGGAAGCGGUGGCGGUGGCCUGGUUCUACGGCAUCACCCAGUUUUGCAACGAUGUGAAAGAAAUGCUGGGCUUUACCCCGGGCUGGUACUGGCGAGUGUGCUGGGUGGCAGUCAGUCCCAUCUUCCUCCUGUUCGUCACUUGCAGCUUUCUGUCCAACCCCCCCAAGCUACGGCUUUUUGAUUACGAUUAUCCCUACUGGACCACAGUUGUGGGCUACUGCAUAGGAACCUCUUCUGUCAUCUGUAUCCCCAUCUACAUGGUUUAUCGGUUGAUCAUCACUCCAGGAACACUUAAGGAGCGUAUUCUGAAAAGCAUUACUCCAGAAACAGCCACAGAAAUUCCUUUUGGAGACAUCCGCAUGAAUGCGGUUUAAGCUAACCUGGUUUCUGGGGAGAGAGGGGAAGCACAGAAUCGAACUUUCCACCCAAGGAAUUAUGUUUCCAGCUGAGAUAACAACGGGAUGAGUUUUCUGCAGAGGUUCUGACACUGACAAAGGGGCGUUUGGAAACAUGAUGCCUCCAGCACAUCCAUCCAAGCAAUUCAAUGAAACCUGCCGUGCACUUCUAACCAGACUGACCUGAGAACCAACUCAUUCUGGAAACACGAGGAUGUCUGCGUGCGUGAGGAUACCACCGCUCCACGCAUGGGCACCGGGGCUGUUGCAGAAGCCUCUCUAGGACGAGCAGCAGCGGUAGGAUUAGGUAUAGAAUCUCAAGUCUGUGGCAGUUCUCCUGUAUCUUCCUCAAUGUGAUCGUUCGUACUGGGCAAUGUUGUAUUCGCUUCUAAGGUUCUAAUUGCUUCAACUACAUUGAAAAAUACAAAAAUAUUUCCAAUAGCCAUACAUUACUCAAGUAACACAGGGUUUUAUAAACUAAUUAGUCAGUUCUCCAACUCCUAGGUUUGUAGUGGAGUCGUCAGAGGGAGAGGAAGCAAUCUUGAGCAGCACUAUACACAGCUCUGCACAAAUCAGCAUGCACAUCUGGUAACGUUAUCCUCCUCCUCAUUUCAUCUGUAGGUCAUGCGUUUCUGUUGUUUCUUGUUUAACAAAUACCACAAAACCAGUGUUUGUAAUGUAGGCUUCACAGUCAAGCAACAAAAAGGUCUCGUGGGUCACUGGACAAGCACUGAAGCUGCUAGCACUCGUUACUCUGCUUUCACAACUAAGCCACAUAUUCACAAAAUCCUUGUACUCACAGACCGAGCAUUUACUCCCAAGGAAACUAUAUACCAACAGUGAAUUACUUUGAGUUCAGAUGCCAAAAAGUGGACUCUCACAGAUCUGCUUUUCUUUUGUUUAUUUUUUAAAUUUCAGUCCCACAGCUAAGAUUGGCCGGAGCCUGUGGCUUUUUCUAUUGUUUCCUAGUACAGACCUCAAGUUCAGAACAACCUUUUUGGCUGGCUGACAAAAGUACGUUUACGCAAACCUACUGCCAAGAUUUACUAGCUCCUAUUCUUAUGUGAAUACAUUCGGUUUUCACUCUGAAGAAUAACAGUUUUUUUUAACAAGAAGUUGAGUUCAUCAGGAGAGAUGCUGAUCAGAACUAUUUAUAUUAAAUUUUGAGGCACCGAUACACAAAUUAACCUCCAUGCAUGUACUAACCUUAUCAUGUAAUAUCUGUACAUACGCCUCCAAUGGGAACUGCCCUUCAGACUGACUGUCGCUGCCAAAUCAGUUGGAGGACAACAGUUUUGCUGUAGUUAGAUGGGAAUUUAGAUAAACCUGAGCAGUCAUCAUUUAUGUAAAGACACUGCAUUUUCACUCUACCACAUAGGUUAUAAAAGUCUAAGAAAAGCAGGAUUAAAUAGAGCAUAAAAGCCUCUUUUGCAUUUCAUCGUUUACUUAGGAAACUUACUGCUAAAAUUAACAACCUUAUACAUGCACACAUAGUGGCAGGCACUGAGAACCCCACUGAAGAGCUGACAUCGGUACAAAGCACACGAGAGGAAAGCAGGGUGGUGUGACUGCGUUCUGAAAGCAUUCACCUCACUUCCACUGCAGCUACUGACCUGAGUUCCCUUAUCUUCAGCUCUCAGUCCCAACUUCCAGCAAGGAAAUAACCUGAAGGGACAAGGACUGCUCUUUCCAAAUUACAAACAAAGGCCUCCUGCACUAUUUUUUAAAAGGGAGUAUGUUCUUGCAUCACCACCAGAAAAACAUAAUAAAUUUGUCUUACUGGAUGCUUACUCGUACAGAAUAGUUUUGAAGUUUAACCCUCAAGGAUAUUUGAAAACUACUUCCAAAACCGUCUUUGUCGUGGGGAAAAGAGAAGUUCAUCUAGAUGUGCACUAAGAUUUCAAAAUGCCAAUCAGAGAAAAUUACUGAUUGUUCCUAACAAACUUUUCUGUUAUGAGUACAUUCAUUGAAAAAAAUACAUAUGAAAUGUCAGUGUGAAAUGGACAGUGUCUGUAUUCAGUAUCAAGUGUGGGAAAUAAAAGAGAAAAUACCACACACCUCCAUUCCUCAGACUGGUGUCCAACUAUUGCUAGGUAUCUUUCCCCCUACAUGCUUAUUUUAAACAGAUACAUCUUACUGACAGAUUUCUUGCCAGAGUCAAUACUGUUUCCUGCUAGGCUCAUUAAAAAAAUAAUCUUACAGCUCCAACUUUUAGCAAUUUUUGCACAUCCACUUGCAAAAGUCCCUUCAAACAGACAUUCUGCUGCCUUUUAUUAAGAAGGGUGACAGUACAGCAGAGCUGGCUGCAUUAAAUAUCACCGUUAUCUGCAUCAAAGCCGAAGUUUCUCCUUCAGCCCCUUGCCAACAAACUGAAGCUGGGACCAUUGUUCCUAAUGCAAUAAUUUGCAGAGUAGUAACUGCUAAAAUCACUGCUACUUCGUGUGCGAUACUACCAACACGUUCUUCCUUUGUAACAGCAUUGUAAAUGGCAAAAGAUGAACCUGUAAUUUGUAUUAAGACACUACAGUGCCACACACGUUGCCUCUCUGGGUGGUGGUAGCACAGAACACUGAUGAGCUGCCCAAGAAAAGCCAUGUUUUUCGAGCGGACCAAGUCAGCCAAGAAGCCCCAGGUUCUCUCAGUCUGAAUUUCUGAGCUGGAAAAAUCCAAAUAAUGCUCCCUGACUACAGAUGUACUGAGAGGGAUGAAAGUUUUUGACAUCACUUGUAGAUAGUUACAAAAAGCAAUGCAGACAGGCAAAGCCACAGGACAGAAAGUAUUGUCAGAAACAGCCCCGAAGAUCAGUAGUGAUGUUACAUCUCCAUUCUACAUCUUCAUUUUCACCAGGACAAUCCAGUGUGGGGUCUUUAUGGGAACAAGGGGUAAGGAAGCCCUUAAGUAAACUAACAAGUUCUCUUUUCCUGACUAACAGAAAGAUGAAAAUCAUCUAUGUUUUCAUUCUAAUUAAGCUGAAUUAGCAAGGUGCUUCAGUUCCCGUUUCUUUUUAGAUGGCAAAUUGGUUUAAGCUUUUCUAAAUCUUUUUACUCUACGUUCAUUUCAUGUUCUCUCUGUUUAGCGGAGUGACUGAAAAAAAUGACAUUGGUCUCAUUUAUUUUCAGAACUGAUUCUUUUUUUUCUUGAUUUUACAUAUCCACCUGAAAGCAGUGAGAGUACCCAGCACAUAUCAGGUAGCUCAACAAGGAGCCAUACAUUAGACAUUGUUUUUGCCCCAAAACAUAGUUACUUUGAUACCAAAUGGGCUGCACUGCAAUUCCAAGUGUUAGAGGCAAAGAAAUCCCUUCUCCUCAACUUUCUGCUUAUCUGCCAUACUGGUGCACCUCACACUCUGUAAUGAACACUGAAAAAGGAGUUAAUGAAAUUGGUAAGUUAGGAACGUGUUUGCCUUUCAAGCAGGAAUUAAACUGGAGUUUUAGCUGUACAGAAUUAGGCAUUCCCUCCAACUUGUACAUGGAUGCAUCUGUAUUAAUUUAUGCAGCUGUUUAGUUACAAGUGUUGCAAGCUGAUUGUAAGUUAUCAGUAUGUGCCUUGUACUGUAAACUGUUAUUGUAAUAAAUUUAAUAAUCAUAACCCA